CCAAUGUUGUUUUCGCUGAGUCGAGGCGCGGGUGUUGUUGGCGGCGGCGCCAUAUUGGAAGGGACGAGCCCCCGCUCUCGAUCAGCCCCUGGGCGCGGGCCCGGCCGCCGCCAUGCUGUACCUGGAGGACUAUCUGGAGAUGAUCGAGCAGCUUCCCAUGGAUCUGCGCGACAGGUUCACCGAGAUGCGCGAGAUGGACCUGCAGGUGCAGAAUGCAAUGGAUCAGCUUGAGCAGAGGGUAAAUGAAUUUUUUAUGAACGCAAAGAAAAACAAACCUGAAUGGAGAGAAGAACAAAUGACAUCAAUCAAAAAAGAUUAUUAUAAGGCUUUGGAAGAUGCAGAUGAAAAAGUGCAACUGGCUAAUCAAAUAUAUGAUCUGGUGGAUCGUCAUCUGAGAAAACUGGACCAGGAACUUGCUAAAUUUAAAAUGGAACUUGAAGCAGAUAAUGCUGGAAUCACAGAAAUAUUAGAGAGACGAUCUCUGGAGCUGGAUACACCAUCACAGCCUGUGAAUAACCAUCACGCCCAUUCUCAUACUCCAGUAGAGAAAAGGAAACACAAUCCAUCUUCUCACCACAGUACAACAGAUCAUGUUCCUGAAAAGAAGUUUAAAUCUGAAGCUCUUCUAUCUACCCUGACUUCAGAUGCUUCUAAAGAAAAUACACCAGGGUGUCGAAACAGUAAUUCAUCAUCCUCUUCAAACAAUGCAUACAAUACAAACUCUUCUCAACCAUUGGCAUCAUAUAACCUGGGCUCAUUAUCUUCAGGAUCCGGGGCCGGUGCAAUUACCAUGGCAGCAGCUCAAGCAGUGCAAGCCACGGCACAGAUGAAGGAGGGAAGACGAACAUCCAGUCUAAAAGCCAGCUAUGAAGCAUUUAAAAACAAUGAUUUUCAGCUUGGGAGAGAAUUUUCAUUGUCCAGAGAUUCAGCUGGAUAUUCAUCAUCAGCUCUGGCAUCUACGUUAACACAGACAUUAAGUUCAUCAACCACAGAUUCACGAAGUGGCAGAAAAAGCAAAAACAACAACAAAUCCUCAAGUCAGCAGUCCUCGUCAUCUUCUUCUUCUUCCUCUCUAUCAUCAUGUUCUUCUUCAUCUGCACUAGCACAAGAACUGUCUCAGCAAACAGCAGUAAUACCAGAGUCUGAUUCUAAUAGCCAGGUUGACUGGACCUAUGAUCCAAAUGAGCCACGUUACUGCAUUUGUAAUCAGGUGUCCUAUGGUGAAAUGGUAGGCUGUGAUAACCAAGAUUGUCCUAUUGAGUGGUUCCACUAUGGAUGUGUUGGACUGACAGAAGCACCAAAAGGGAAAUGGUACUGUCCACAGUGUACAGCUGCAAUGAAGAGAAGAGGCAGUAGACAUAAAUAAGUUUCUUCAUCUGGAAAACAAAUUGUGUACUAAAGGUUUUAUAGAGGACUUAGGAGGGGAGGGGGAACUCUCACAACACCUCCUUGCAACCACUGAAGAGUUAACAUAGCAGUCAUAGAAUGGUUGGGACUUAACAGAAAGGACCGUAAAGAUCAUCUAGUUCCAGCCCCCAGUUGUAAGAUCAUGAACUAUUGGUUUUGCUAGUUGUGUUUUAACAUUCUAAGUAAAUUAUUUACGCACCUUGAUGUGCUACAGAUACUAUUCCAGUGAGCCUUGGAUUAUUCCAGUGGCCAACAUAUGCAGAGAUUUGUACUAUCAAACCAUUUUCUCUAAGCACUGGGCAUUCUACAAUUAUUUAAUCUUCAAAGAAUUCCAAUAAGUCAAGGUUUUAAAUGUAUGUUUUAUAUACAAGAGAUAUAUUCUGCUGCAUGUACUGUACUCAAGAGCUGUUACGUAACACUAUGUAUAUAAAUGGUGCAAAAAGUCAGUGCUUCUGAAAGAAAAAAAAGAGACAAUGUUUUUAAAAUGCCUUUAUAGCUUUGGUUCUUUAUGAAACUUAAUUCAGCAGGCUGAAGAAAAUGGUUCUUGUAUACAGCGGGCUGUUGUCCUUUAGGGUACUCAAGUAUGUAAAAACAAAAAAAAUGCUGUAGAAUAAAACAAACUUGUGCCAUUAGUCUUUAUAUGUUUCUGCUCCAGAGAAGGCAGGGGCCAUAAGAGGAAAAAAAGGUGUUAAAGUGACAAUAAAUUUUUAUACCAAAUGUGUUUAUUUUUUUGUGCAAGUAAUCCUUUAAAUUUGAAUUGUAUUAGGUGUAAAAUAAAACAACCUCAACUCCUCAAA
This is a messenger RNA of Corapipo altera (White-ruffed manakin), 2204 nucleotides long. It is a transcript of the gene ING3, whose product is annotated as inhibitor of growth family member 3. The transcript has 12 exons. The record is from RefSeq and is a predicted model, not a curated record. The coding region runs from base 113 to 1366 and encodes 417 amino acids. Gene Ontology annotation, cellular component: NuA4 histone acetyltransferase complex. Gene Ontology annotation, biological process: regulation of DNA-templated transcription. Lineage: Eukaryota; Metazoa; Chordata; Aves; Passeriformes; Pipridae.